Molecule: messenger RNA, 1383 nt
Organism: Fusarium pseudograminearum CS3096
Lineage: Eukaryota; Fungi; Ascomycota; Sordariomycetes; Hypocreales; Nectriaceae
Exons: 3
Coding region: 1-1383 (460 amino acids)
Source: RefSeq, a predicted model, not a curated record
AUGUCCCAUCUGAUCGGGUACAACCUGGGCGCUCUUCAUAAGGCAAGUCGCGAACUCAACGGAAAGAUUGGUACCGUAUACUAUCCUUCAGCACCAACGAUCGACAAAAACCCUUCAAUCCCUAGUCCAAGGACUUUCGACUUCCUUGACAACUGGCACCAGGACAAUCUGCCCACUCCAUCCCAAUGCGCAGUCCAUCUAGAACUGCUCGAAGUUUUCCACGCGCUGCGCAUAAGAGUCUUGGAUUCCAAAUCCCUUGAUAAAGUCUUUAACUUGGGUGGCCCUACCAAAAAGGUUUACCGGCCCAGGUUCAUCAAAGGCUUGGGGAAGUGGGUGAAUGAAGAGACCACCUUACGAGACACGACGUGGGAAAAUAACCAGGAUAAGAAGUGGACGUUCUAUCUUGGCGAAGCAGCGAAAAGGUUCAUAGUAUGGGCCAAUGACUUUAAUACUUCGUUGGCCUCUGGAAGGAAGAAGCAUGGUAUAGAUGACGGCAAUGGGGGAAUAUUGAUGACUGAAGAUUCGUUCUUACCUCCCGUGGAUGUCCUCAUGGUCUGGCAUGCCUUCUUACUUAACCCCAUCGACUUUCUGGAGUACUGCCAAACAAACUCAUUGAACUACCUCCCAAGGGUGAACUUCCCAUGGACCUUAAUUCACAAGUCCAUCUGGGCUCACGGUCCCAUCCGUGAUACUUGGAAAUAUGACUCAGACACCUGGAAAGUUCCAAAAGGAGGGUCUGUGUAUGCAGGAGUCCUGCUUCAUUCUAUCAUCAAGGAAGGCAAUAAAAAAGGGCUGGACAUCAAAAAGGUCUCUCGCCCCACUAUCGUCGUUAAACUUAUGGACAACGUCGAGCGUCAGCGCGUCUUUGUAAAAAAGAUGAACGCACAUCUCUGGAUUCGAAGUCCAGCCCUGCAAGGAACCCUCCAAAGAGCAGUUGACCGCUAUGAGAACUAUCUCGAGCUCUUCAGACUCUAUCCAGGCAAGAUGCUCGUUCCCACGCUAGACAUCGACCUUGUCUGGCACACAAGUCAGCUUUCGCCUGCAGCGUACGAGACUUCCGUGAAGGCGCGGUGCGGCCGUUUCAUCAACCACGAUGACAAGAUUGCGAAGUAUAAGCUGAACGCUGGUAGCGAUGAAACGCAGGCACUCUAUCGUACCCAUUUUGGGUUAGAGUACCAUGCUUGCUUGUGUUGGGAAUGCCAGGCUAUCAUGUCAGCCGUAGAAGGUCCCGAAAGGCAUGGGAGCCUCGACGAACAGCGAUCCCCUACAUUCACUGAAGAUCUUGCUGAUAAGUUAUUGGCAGACUUGGAGUAUCACCGCGCAGUGGAAUCCGCAAGGCGGAGAAACCAUGUCAAGUUACCUGUUCGUGAGAAGAUCAGUUAA